This is a messenger RNA of Acipenser ruthenus (sterlet), 3231 nucleotides long. RefSeq names its product regulator of G-protein signaling 3-like. The record is from RefSeq and is a predicted model, not a curated record. The transcript has 7 exons. The coding region runs from base 182 to 1336 and encodes 384 amino acids. NCBI's taxonomy places the organism in Eukaryota, Metazoa, Chordata, Actinopteri, Acipenseriformes, Acipenseridae.
UCCCAGCCCUCUGCUUAAUAACAGUCACUGACACACACUCUGCUUCUGCCAGCAAACUGCUGACUGCUGCCUGGGAUCCAGCACAGAUUCUGGGGCACAACACCUUGCCUUUCCCCCUGAACACAGAGGAAAGAGCCAGCAAUACUGCAGGGACAGAUGCCAACCACACACUCCUAACAAGAUGCGCAGGUCUAGCUCUGAGGGCUCCAUUCUCCUCUGCGAGUUCCAGCCCUGGCAUAAGGUUGCCCUUCGGAGGCUUAGUACCUGUCCCAAGAGAGAAGAGCCAGCCAGCCCGGGAGAGGAGCCAUGGGACAACACUGACAACACUGGGCUUAUAAACUUGGAGAGUGGGCAUUCUAUUACAAAGACACAACCGAAUUGCUAUGAAACGGAACCUUCACACGUGGGGGAGGAGCCUGAGGCUCAGGGGGUGGGGCUAUCCUAUUUGGGGACAGUGCCAGAAGUCCGCAUUGAGAAGGAGUUUAGUUUGAGCACUGAAGCUUUGCCCUGCCUGGGAUUACAGGCAUCAGGGCAAAGCAGUGAAAGUCUGAUGGCUGCACAUUGCUUUCUGGGAGUAGCCGGACUGUCUGGGGUGUCCCGGGCAUACAGCGACAGUGAAUUAGCCCGUGAUGGAGCUGCUGAAGGGUUGAGAGGCAGUCAGGCAGGCAGCAGUGACAGUGGCUGGAGCCUCCCAUCUCCUGAGACACUGAGGAGGGAAAGCGCUCAAGGGAAGCUGGCUGCAGCCAAAGUGCAUCUUAGGAUGCUGUUCAGACCUUCCAAGCAGAACACUGCCAGUAUGGAGUCUGACCUGGAUAGCGCUGAUGAGAACAGCCGACAGAAUCGGAAAAGACGACUGGCCUUUCUAAAGCAUUGGAGUGAGGCUGGCAGCACAGGGACCUCCAGUGACCCCAGAACACUCAGACCAAGUUCAGAGGAAGUGAAGAAAUGGUCUGAAUCACUGGACAAUCUUCUUGAUCAUCGCUAUGGUCUGGCUGCAUUCAGAGCCUUCCUGCGCUCAGAGUUUAGUGAAGAGAACCUAGAGUUCUGGCUGGCUUGUGAAGACUACAAGAAGACGUGGAGCAGCUUUAACCUGCAACGCAAGGCGAAGAAGAUCUUCAACCAAUACAUCAAAACGCAGGCCCCAAGAGAGGUGAACUUGGAUUCAAAGACGAGAGAGAUCACCUCCCAGCUGGUCCUCAAUCCCACGCGCUCCUGCUUCGACCAGGCUGAGAAACGAGUCUACGGACUAAUGGAGAAAGAUUCCUACCCCCGCUUCCUGCGCUCGGAGCUCUACCAAGAACUGCUGGAACAGCACCAGCCCAACGGCAACCUGUAGACCAACACAAUUCAAACAUGUUUCAACCUGUGUCUAAACGUGAAGACUUCUCGUGGGGUUUCCUUCUAAAUGAUCUGUUGUCCAAUAGAAACAUGUUCAGAGUCUCAAUAAGACCUUGGACCUGGGCUGGCUUGAAAAAUAACACUACUGGGAAAUAUCUGUAGCACUUCGUAGAGUCCUGUAAUGCUUUUAUACAUCGUGACUAGGCAAUCUGGAUUUAACAUAAUGUAACAGGCAGUGAUGAGUGAUAGACUGCCAUUACGGAUUCUGACCCCUGUUGGUGAGAUGAGGUCAAGAGCGCUUUAACCAGGCGUACAGGUGAGAAUGUCCCUUUUACACAGCGGUUAAGGUGCUCGCUUGUGGUGGGCAUGGUCGCUGGUUCGCACCCAGCGUGCACCGUUACACUAACGUGCCAUAUCUUUAGGCUGAGAUUUGAAGAUGACUUCCGUGGAUAGCCAACAUGUCCAGUUCAAAUUGAUGCUGAUGAAAAGGUUAUUUUUGUAUUGAACUACUAAUUAUCCCAUUAGUUAGGCAUCAUAGGAAAUACAGUAGAACCUGACAUGUCUGAUUGAAUUGGCCCCAGGGCAUUGCAUUGCUAUGUGAGUUGAAAAGCCUGAACUGUCCCAAACUGACCUACAAAGAUAUGUUUGGUUGGUUUCACAGACCCUGAUUAGCAUCAUUGUUUACUCACUGUUACUGUAACUAAAGAUAUGUUUGGUUGGUUUCACAGACCCUGAUUAGCAUCUUGGUUUGCACAAUGUUGCUUUAGAUAAUAUGAAACCAACUGUUUAUAUUACAGUGGUUUGUGUUGUUGUUGUUGAUGAUGUGUAUUUAUUUUGUAUUGCUCUUUAAAAACUCCCUGGUAAUCGGUAUGGCUCUGCCCGAAGGUAAUCUCUUUACAAGAAACACAUUAACUUACCUUUGCAGUUUUCAUGUUAUCCUGAUCAAUAGAAUCACAAUUACUCUGUUUCUCUCUUAGUAGCAUCAUAUCCUGUGUAUCACUGAUAAUGCUCCCUCGUGCAACAAUGCUGAUGCUCUUGAUUGAAAAAUCUACUGUAGGAACAGUAAAAACAGCAGUGUUGUUGCAGGAGGGAGCAUAAUCUGGUUACACUAUGAUGCGCAUAAGACUAAUUGUCUUUGACCUGGUGAACCCACACAAGAUGAGAAAUUGUUUAUUUUAUGUUUCAUGAAUAAUGUUGAAUAACAUUGUGAUGCUUAACAGCUAACACAGAAUAAAGAUAAAGUAAUGUGACCUCAGGAAGGUGUUCUGUAACCUUUUAUGGCAGGCCAUAUUUUAAAAGCGUACUCCAGUCUUUAAUCAACUCCUAUUUUUUUAAGGUGAAAAGUCAACAGUAAUCUACAAACAAUGCUUAAGAUAAAUCCAAUUACAUUAAUUGGAUGGAUCUUAGUAGGACGCUUGGUGGUCCAGUGGUUUAAAAAGGGGUUUGUUACCAGGUGGUUCACGGUUCAAUCCCAGCUCAGCCACUGACUCGCUGUGUGCGACCCCGUGCAAGUCACUUGUUCUCCGUCCUUCGACUGAGACGUAAAACCGAGGUCCUAUUGUAAGUGACUCUGCAGCAGCAGUUGUGAUGUGUAGUUCACUCUCUAGUCUCUGUAGAUCGCUUUGGAUAAAAGCAUCUGCUAAAAUGUAUUACAGUUAAUGAAAUAUAUGAUAGUAGUUUUGUAGUCAGUAGAUUUUUAAAUCAAUUAAAGAGUGGAAUAAACGUUCUGAAAAUAUGGCCCUUACUUGCUUUUUUACCCCACAGUGCAGACCCUCUCCUUUCUUGCUCAUCUUGGUAUAGCUCCACUCAUUAAAUACAUGUAUAUAUUGUGAGACUCUUUGAGUCAUUUUAAAUAAAGCCCAUGAUUUGAUGCAUUCCAGUGGAACAGCACAA